AUGAAGGCAAGCAAGCGCCUCGAGGCCGAGAUUGCAAAUCUUGCAAUCGUUCGACAGCACGAACACAUUGCAGGGAUGUUAGCAUGGUCCUAUAUCCCCGUGGGCCCAGCGAUCUUCCUUCCGUUCUGCGAGCUGGGCGAUCUUAACCAGUACGUGCUCAAUUGGAAAUUUGAGCAGGGAAAGCAGGGGAAAGUUAUUAAACGCAUAUCCGAAGUUACGAUCUGGAAAUUUUUGCACGAUAUGGCUCUUGCUUUGGAUUAUCUGCAUAACAAGCACGAGAACUACGGCUAUACGCACAACGACAUCAAGCCUGACAACAUCCUAGUUGACUUGCCUAGCGGCUGGAAAUCAGAAGAUGGAAUCCCCGAUGAGCCCGUCUUCAAACUGACCGACUUUGCCCGUAUGACACGAUAUAAUCCAAGCGAACGCGCACAGCCAACCCAGUUUUGCGGUACACCCGAAUAUGCACCACUCUUCAGCGAACGAGGGGAAUUGCGACCGUCCGCUGACAUUUGGGCUCUGGGUGGAACCUUACAGACCCUCGCUCUGGGCGUAUAUCCCAUCCAAUCCCGCGAAGCUUUCUCAGCUGGCAGGCAUGAGGAGAAACAACCCGCUCCCUUCCUCGUUGACGAAGGUGCCUGGAAGAAAAGCCACUGGCGCCACCUCAUACCACCGACCUUCCGCCCUCUCUCUGCCACACAAGAGGAACUAAGAGAUCACUUCGACGUCCGCGAGUCCAUAGUUAUCAACGAGUUCUACCCCAAUUGCCCGUGGGAGCAUAAACCGUAUAGCAGACGGCUCGAUGGCUGGUAUGAGUGGAUGUUUGAGGUAGACGAGAAAAAGAGGAUCACUGCGAGGAUGUUAGUGAGAUAUUGUGUGCCACGUAUUGCGAGAAUGAUUUGUGUGACGAGAGAAGAGGAGAAGGCGGAGGAAUGUUUCGAGAGGGCGAAGGCGUUGAGAAAGGAGGUUGAGAGGAAACAGCAGAGUAGGGUGGUAGCGGCUGAAGGUAUGGCUUUUGGAGUGGCGAACGUUCCUAGAGACGAGGGUAAAGAUUACCAUGCCAUCGAAGCGGAGUAA
Molecule: messenger RNA, 1077 nt
Organism: Alternaria atra
Lineage: Eukaryota; Fungi; Ascomycota; Dothideomycetes; Pleosporales; Pleosporaceae
Exons: 1
Coding region: 1-1077 (358 amino acids)
Biological process (GO): protein phosphorylation
Cellular component (GO): cytoplasm
Molecular function (GO): ATP binding; protein serine/threonine kinase activity
Source: RefSeq, a predicted model, not a curated record